This is a messenger RNA of Pocillopora meandrina, 2142 nucleotides long. NCBI's taxonomy places the organism in Eukaryota, Metazoa, Cnidaria, Anthozoa, Scleractinia, Pocilloporidae. The record is from the annotation of a GenBank genome assembly.
GGGCAUUCAUCACUGGUCAGAAGGCCAUCCAGUUCCCUAAAGGAAAAGUUAAUGGUUCGGAUAGAAUCACAUAGAGACUCUAUGGAUAUCCUUAAAAAAGUGCUCAGAAUCAAUAAAACCCAAGGCAAGACAGUUCGAGAGGUUAUUGCCUUUGCUGAAGAAAGAGAUGGAGAACUGUUUCUUGAUACUUGGAGGUUUAUCUUUGUACGUCUCUCAUUGAGGAAAGAUUUUGAGAAACUUGUUGAUGCUGAUCACUGGCCACUCACAAAUCCUAUUAAAACAUUAGAAGGUCCUCUUCAAGACCAGCAUACAAGGAAGGCUUAUGAUAACACCCAUGAGAGAAGUCUGCAGGAGAAUUCACCAUACAGGAACAAGCCUGAAGAGCCUCUUUCAAACAAAUUGAAGGAGACAAGGCUUAAUAAUCUAAAAGGUAAUUGAUGUUUACAUUCAAAUUUGGACUUAACACAUUCUAGAAUAAGUAAGUAUUCUUAAUAAGUUUUUCAUAAAGGACAUUUCUCCUAUAAAGGUAAUUAGGGUCUCUUAGGUGACUAGUGUGGUUUGAAUAAAGUAAAUGAAGAUCUUAUCACCUGGCUCAUUGCAUCUGAAAAUUGCAAAUCUGCUACAAUUUUGCUUUCUCCAUCGGGAGAUAAUUUUGUAAUUUCUCUCAAUAGUAUCCAUACAUUAUCUCUCAAACAGGUGAUGAGAAUAUAUACUCAAAAUUUUCAGGCAUGGUAGAUCUUGCUGACUUAAUCUAACACCAAGUUCCUGUAACUAAUUUAAAAGGAAAUGUGCAGCACCUAGAGGGGAGAACCAACAAUCAGAUGUUGGGAGUUGAAGGUUAAACUGCUCAUUAGGCCACUCCUUAUUAACACUUUUGUCAGAAUGAGAGUGUAAAAUUAGGAUCAUUUACCAAAGGCCAGGGACAAAUGAGAGGUGGCUUUGUCAGUUGCAGGAUUAAAAUUAAACUUUAAACUUAGAGCAGUUUUAUUGGUACCUUUUUUGUAAUUGUCCCCUUGUUUUCUUGUAAUAAGUGUCGAGAUUGGAGACCCAGAAGACAAGGUCUUCAUCCAAGAAUUGGCCAGAUUGGAGUUUACCACCGCCUUCAGAAGAUAACCUGAGUCAGGAAACUUGGAAAGAAACCACCAUGGAAAUGAGAGAUGAUGAAGCUGGAGAAAGAGAUGUUUCUUCAGAUGGGCAGAACUUACAGGAAUUUUGGAAUGGUGACUCUUCUUUGUCAUCACCUGCACCUUUACCAAGCCAGUUGGAGCAAUUUGCUGCACCUGGCACAAGUGUUACAGAGAAAGAGGAAGGAAGGAGUUUAACAUGGCAGAUUGACUCAGAUCAUGGUUUGUCUUCAGAUGACUCACAACCAGUUACAACCAGUUAUUCAUAACCAGUCACUUGCGUAGGACAGAGAAUAAAUCCUGACUUCCUAGGAGUAAUCGAACCUCAGACCUUUUGAUUCUGCAUUUCAAUUUUACCACUGAGCCACAGAGACUCUAUGGAGAGCAGAGCCAUCAUGAAGUUCAUAUAUGACAUGUGUCCUGCAUACUGCUAGGAUCAGGAAUGUUGAUAACGUACUGUUGAUAGUAUGCUGAUCCUAGCAGUAUGCAGGAUGUGUGUCAAAUAAACUUCAUAAUGGCCUUGCUCUCUACAGUGUCUCUAUGGCUUAGUGGUAGAGCAUUAGAACAUGGAAUCCGAAGGUCAGAGGUUUGAUUUCUCAUGAGAACUCUAAACUUUUUAAUUGUCCCACUCUCAUGACAAAAUAAAAAACAUCUUUCUAUAUUUCUUUAACAAGCUUAAAAUUUACCAUCUUUCUUAUUCUUUUCAGAAAAUUGCUCCUUACAGCUUGAGGAUCAGAAUGGACAGAACUUGCAGGAAAACAGAAGAAUGUCUAGGGCCCCUCUUUUAUCAUUGCCAGCACAUGUUGUGCAUGAAACCAUGGCAAGCCAUUGCCAGCAGGCAUCAGCACCAGACAACCACAGUGGUUCAGCAUCCCAGAUUGACACCAUUCCCAGUUUAUAUUUAGAUGACUCAAGGACCUUAAGCACUAGAACAAGGCCAGUGACCCCUAAAGGAGCAAAUAAGCCUGUGGGCAGUAUUACAGUUCAUCAAUUACAUCUGAACCCUGUGGCUGGUCAG